Messenger RNA from Gamsiella multidivaricata, 1341 nucleotides. RefSeq names its product Alpha/Beta hydrolase protein. Lineage: Eukaryota; Fungi; Mortierellomycota; Mortierellomycetes; Mortierellales; Mortierellaceae. Gene Ontology annotation, molecular function: palmitoyl-(protein) hydrolase activity. The transcript has 6 exons. The coding region runs from base 350 to 1234 and encodes 294 amino acids. The record is from RefSeq and is a predicted model, not a curated record. Gene Ontology annotation, cellular component: membrane.
CCCCGAACUUUGUUCGCCCACCCAGCUUCGUUUCCCCUCCUCUCUUGUUCUCCAUUACCAUUGCGCAUCUCAUCCCCACUCCUUUUCGUCCUAGAUCUAGUCUUACGCAUCGACUGGCUGGAUUGCAACUCUCCCUUUGUGUGACAGCAGCCGAAGUUCACCACCAUAUUUCGUCAGACUCGAGUACCGACCGACGGACCGUUGCACCGAACGUUCAUUAUUACCCCACAGUCCCGUUCCCGAGCUGUAGCCCCAUAGAAGGCUUCGCUUCGCUCUUAGCACGUCCCCGGUCUUCAUAUCUACAUCUAUACAGCAAUCAAAGUCAAUCGGAAGCAAUUGCCAAUCCCUUAUGACAUCCUAUCUGCCUUGGUACCUGUCCUACUCCCUCGCAGCAGCGGCCGUGGCGGUGCUCAGUGGCGGAGCACUGCUCUACCACUACCAAUGCGAAAUCAUUUACCCCGCCAACUUUCCAGAGGGCUCAAGAACGCAUGUCGCAAAACCAUCGCAGUACGGUUUACCGUACGAAGAGCUAACGCUGAUCACUCCAGACAGAGUCAAGAUCAAGGCCUAUCUGAUCAAGCACCCUGACGACUCUGUGGCUCGCACGCGACCUACCAUCCUUUAUCUUCAUGCGAAUGCUGGAAAUAUGGGCCAUCGUCUGUCGAUCGCAGAUGUGUUCUACCGGGAGUUUGGAUGCAAUGUCUUCAUGCUGUCCUACCGCGGAUACGGACUGAGCGAAGGAAGUCCGUCUGAGAAGGGACUGAGGAUAGACGCUCAGACCGCACUUGACUACAUCAAGAAACACCCAGUGAUCGCGGAGACGAAGCUGAUUGCAUAUGGUCAAUCCAUUGGGGGCGCUGUUUCGAUCGACAUUGUCGCCAGGAACGAGGAUCAAUUCUCAGGAUUGAUCAUUGAGAACACGUUCUUGAGCCUUCCAAAAGUGAUUCCUCACGUCCUGCCGAUGAUCAGCCGAGUCGCAUUCCUCUGCCACCAGAUCUGGAACUCUGAGCAAAUGAUUCAGCGGAUCAACCGGUCGCCGGUCUUGUUCCUCUCGGGCCGGAAGGACGAACUCAUCCCACCCGCACAUAUGAAGGAGCUCCAUCGGCUCUUGGACACGACCGGAGAAUCCGUCUGGCGCGAAUUCCCAGAUGGUACUCAUAAUGAUACCUGUUUGAAGCCCGGAUACUUUGAGGCAAUCAAGGCUUUUUUGGAUGGUAUCAUGGGGCGCAAAUGAGGCCAAGGGACGAAGUCGGAGGUGAUCGUAAGGAGCGUGUGAAGCGAUCCAUUCAUUGUUUGAAGUACCAUGCGUAGCAAAUUAUCAUAAUAAAAAACGGUAACAAC